This is a messenger RNA of Monopterus albus (swamp eel), 2327 nucleotides long. It is a transcript of the gene slc18a1, whose product is annotated as solute carrier family 18 member A1. The record is from RefSeq and is a predicted model, not a curated record. Bases 294 to 1997 code for a protein of 567 amino acids. The transcript is spliced from 16 exons. Gene Ontology annotation, biological process: xenobiotic transport; aminergic neurotransmitter loading into synaptic vesicle; transmembrane transport. Gene Ontology annotation, molecular function: serotonin:sodium:chloride symporter activity; xenobiotic transmembrane transporter activity. NCBI's taxonomy places the organism in Eukaryota, Metazoa, Chordata, Actinopteri, Synbranchiformes, Synbranchidae. Gene Ontology annotation, cellular component: terminal bouton; synaptic vesicle membrane.
UUCUGGACUGUAAUGCUGCUGAAUCCGGUUCAUCAUCGUGCCUUUGUCACAAAGUCGGGCAGACUUCCUGUUCUUUUACAAAUAAGAAGAAGCAAUCAUCUCAUGAGAUCCGCCUGUAAACCUCUAUUGUUAAAGCUUCCAACCUGCCUCAUGUAGCACACGACCUGGCGACAGCUUCACCUUAGAUAACCUCCGUUAAUCUGGGCAUAGCUGGCUUCAGCUAUGAACCUUUAAAACUGAAUGAACUGCAAACUGCCAUCAGACCGGGGUCCUUCAUACCUGCUGAUGUUUUUAUGGAUUUGUUGAUGUUUGUAUUAGUUGUGUUGAUUCUGUGUUUGACCUUAUUUGACCGACCUGAGCUAAAUAAAGAUCCAGUCAAACCAUCUGUCUGUGUUUGUGUAGGCAUGGCGUGGCUCCAUCAGAGUCGAGGCUCUCCCAGACUGGUCCUGGUGGUGGUGUGUGUCGCUCUGCUGCUUGACAACAUGCUGCUCACGGUGGUCGUGCCGAUCAUCCCGACAUUCCUCUACGCCAUGGAGCAUCCCAGUCCUGAGCCCCAGACCGCCCAGCCCUCCCUGCUCCCUCUGCCCAGCUACAGUGCACCGGUCCUGGCUGCACAUUUGGAUCAGAGCCCCCAGUCGUCUCCACACACCUUCUCUCCUCUGGUACCUCUGUUUGACAGCACAACCUCCAGUCUGCAGGAGGCUGACCUGACCCCCGACACCGAGGCCACAGACCAGACCGGUCUGACCACAGACCUGCAGAUCAACGAAACCGCCAACACUACAGACUCCUUCUGCCUCCAGGACAGUGUUUUUCUGGAGAAGGAGAAUGUUCGUGUUGGCUUGUUGUUUGCCUCCAAAGCUCUGGUUCAGCUGCUCGUCAACCCCUUCGUCGGUCCGCUCACUAACAGGAUCGGGUAUCACAUCCCCAUGUUUGCAGGUUUCAUCAUCAUGUUUGUGUCAACCAUCAUGUUUGCGUUCUCAGGGACCUACACCCUUCUGUUCUUCGCUCGCUCUCUGCAGGGAAUCGGCUCAUCUUUCUCCUCUGUGGCAGGUCUGGGCAUGCUGGCCAGUGUGUACACAGAUGACGAGGAGAGAGGCGUUGCCAUGGGCAUCGCACUGGGAGGACUGGCUAUGGGAGUCCUGAUCGGAGCCCCAUUCGGCAGUGUGAUGUAUGAGUUUGUUGGGAAGACCGCCCCCUUCCUGAUCCUGGCCUUCCUGGCUGUUUUUGAUGGAGCAUUGCAGCUGUGCAUCCUGCAGCCUUCAAAGAUUUCUCCUGGGAGUGUGGAGGGGACUCCGCUGCUGACCCUGUUAAAGGACCCAUACAUCCUCAUCAGUGCAGGGUCACUGUGUUUCGCCAACAUGGGCGUCGCCAUCCUGGAGCCAACGCUGCCCAUCUGGAUGAUGCAGACCAUGUGCUCCCCUAAAUGGCAGCUUGGUAUGGCCUUCCUCCCUGCCAGCGUGUCCUACCUGAUAGGGACAAACCUGUUUGGAGUCCUGGCCAACAAGAUGGGACGGUGGCUCUGCUCCAUGUUGGGGAUGUUUAUCGUUGGCAUCAGUCUGUUGUGUGUUCCUUUUGCCACCAGUAUCUACGGUCUGAUUGGACCAAAUGGAGGCUUGGGCUUUGCUAUAGGCAUGGUGGACUCCUCCAUGAUGGCCAUCAUGGGUUACCUGGUUGACAUCCGUCAUGCCUCCGUCUACGGCAGCGUCUACGCUAUUGCUGAUGUGGCGCUGUGUAUGGGCUUUGCUAUCGGUCCGUCCACAGGGGGCGCACUGGUCCAGGCGGUGGGGUUUCCCUGUCUCAUGGUGUUUAUCGGGGUGAUCAACAUCCUGUACGCUCCGCUCUGCUUCCUGCUACGUAACCCUGCUGUUCAGGAGGAGAAAAUGGCGAUCAUCGACCAGGAGUGUGUGAUGCACAGGAAGAACUACAACACACACCAGGAGAGUCGCGAGUUUCCUCUGAGCGACUACAGCGAAGAAGAAGAGACGGAGGAGUGACCAACAUGCUGAUGUGUGACCUUCAGACUUCCUGUUGUCACAGGGCAGAACAGAGCAGAUGUCGAGCGCUUAAAGGGACAAUGUCCACAUUAAAACACCCACAAGAACGGUUUUGAUUUUUAUGUUCAGUAAAGUUGUGACUCAAGCUGGAUUUAUGCUUCUCCCAAGAUAUACUACACAUCUAUGCAGACCUACACAGAGUAUUAUGGGUAACCAUAGAUUCCUGUGGAGUCCCUGCUGGGUAACCCGCCAAAAUUAUGUGCAAAAGGAAAAAACUCUAUAUUGCAGGUAUGGUUUAACUACACGCAGCGGACAGCAGGAGAAAUAAAC